Messenger RNA from Menidia menidia (Atlantic silverside), 3164 nucleotides. Lineage: Eukaryota; Metazoa; Chordata; Actinopteri; Atheriniformes; Atherinopsidae. The record is from the annotation of a GenBank genome assembly.
GGUAAUGGAAAAUGGGAGGGGAGAAACCUCCUGGCUCCUCGAUUGCUCAGAUAUUCCUUAGAAUCAGAACUGAAAGAGACAACUACUGUGCUGCACAUUGAAGAACGCAAGCCUUUUGGAGGAACCUGCCCUUCAGCUCCAGAUUUCCCAUCAAAACAAGACCAUGAGCAUCCAGGAACACAACCACUCAUUGGACUUCUUGAAUGGCACACCAUGGUUUGUGUACGACUGCACCAUUGAGCUAGAUGGAAACUACAGACGUAUUGUCCUCUUCCUGCUUUACCUUUUCAUCUUUGUGAUUGGCCUGCUGGAGAACCUGAUAGUCGUCUGGGUAAACUGGCGUCGACGACACUCAGCCAACGGGGUCCUGUUCUGCAUCAUCAAUGUGAGCCUGUCAGAUCUGAUGGUGAUUGUGAUCCUGCCGUUUUUCAUGAUGGAGGUGACCAUGGAUAAGGUUUGGCUGUGGGGCCACUUUCUAUGCAAGGUCACCAACCUCAUCUAUGUGGUCAACCUUUACAGCAGCUCCUUCUUCCUGGCCUUCAUGACACUAGAACGCUAUCUGUCGAUGACAAGACCAUCAUCCUCAGCUUUAUUCCCUGUAACUGGCAGGCAGCGCUGGGUGGUCUGUGGAGGUCUGUGGGUGUUCUCCUUGUUUCUGGCUCUGAUUGAGAAUGUCCAUGUGGAUCUUCUUGAGUGGGAUGAACCAGGCUGCUAUAUGCUGCCGGAGUACAACUAUACUGAAUGGUUUGUGUCGGUGGCUUUUCUUACCUUGUUCUUCCAGUUUCUCUGUCCUGCUGCUGUCAUCAUCACCUGCAAUGUAUUGAUUGCUCGUGCAGUUCAAACAGUGCCAGAUGUGCAAGGCCGGGGGGACGUGUGGCUGGUGCAUGUGUACUCACUUGUGUUUGUUAUGUGCUGGCUGCCCUACCAUCUGGUCAUGUUCCUGAUUAUCAUAGAUGAUCUCGACCCACAUGUUUUUAGCUGCAACACUGUGGAAAUCCUCUACUUCUCAUUUAGCGUAGUUCAAAGUCUCUCCCUUUUCCACUGUGUCGCAAACCCUUUCCUUUACAACUUCCUCAGUAAGAGUUUUCGCAACAACUUGAUCAACACUGUAGUAAACUAUAUACCCAGAGAAGGGACUGUAAACCAGGUGGAGGUAGGGGCCAAACCCUGUACUCUUAAAGCAAGCGAGGAAGAACUGGGGAAACGGCAGAAGUUCAGUGAUGCCAGCACCAGCCAGUCUGAUGUGCGAACAUAAAAAAAGACAGAAAAAAAUAUGCUGACAAUAGUGUAACUGUGAGUUACACUGAAUGAAUUCUAAGCAUUUAAGAAGCAUCAAUUAAACGUCUUUUCAUAAUUCACUGUGUUUUCUUUUUCACAUAAGCACAGAGAAGUUGGAAAUUUCUUUUUUUCCCAAAGUUGCAAAUUCUCACAGUAUCUUAUGACAGUGCCUGUAAUAUCACUAUAAAGAAUAAUGACACAUUAAGAAUCUGUAGUAUAGUAAAUCACCUGCAAUCAUCAGGCAAAUGUGAACCUCUUGCAAAAUAGGAUAAUCUGUUCAACUAUAAACAAAUCUGCAUUACUGAAAACUUCAUCUUUUUUUGGGUGAUUAUGUGGUCAUGACUUAUCAUACAAUAAAAUACCCUAAAUGUUGUGUUGAUUAAUUUAAGUAUUCUAGACACAAAUUGUUUUCCCCCAAAAAGUGAAGGAAUGAAGAUGUUUGGCACAUGUAUUUGGAAGCUUUAUGUUUAGUCUACAUAGCUGCUCUUGCAUUUUCUUCUAACAAUUUCUGUGGAUCAUUUGACACUGACUGACAUUUCUGGAAUGUGUCAGGUUAAGAAGAAGGCAGGAAGCGUAAAGAAGGCAGGAAGAGUAAAGGAAAUGGGAGUGUGAUUCCACAGAUGGCACAAUAGCAGGAAGGGACAUGGCUUUAGAAGGACAAAGGUCAAAAACUGGGCAAGGCAGGAUGAUCAUGGUUUGGCACAUUUUUCUGCAGGUUCAUCAUUAAAUUUCUGAUGAUAGAUAGUUUUGUAGUAUAGGAUUGUAGUGAAAGGCCACCCGCAAAUUAUCAGUAUCGCACGUGCAAUAACCGUCAACCUAGAUGCCUUGAUUUAUUUAAAAAUAAAAAGUAAAAAUGAUAGACUUAAGAACUAUAAUAUCAUAAGUAUUAGUUAAUACAAACAUUUAAAUAGAAAAUGAAAGCACUUGUAUAUAUUGCAUCUCUAGAAAACUGGUGUCAAAUAUUGAAAACAGCCAAAAUAAGAGAUUACACAGAUUUUUAUUUUCAGGAUUAAAACAAAAAAAUCUUGAUGCCAAAAAUGAUAAACUGUCACUUAUCACAUUUCCACUACAGAGUGAAAAAUAAAAUUCAGAGGAGACAAAAAUUAAGACAAAACAAAGUACAGUGGAAACUUUUAUCUUUCAACAGCUCAGAAUAGUAAAUGGUAUGGUAAAUGAUAAAUACAGUAGCUCUUAUGACUCAUCUAACCUCUUAAAGGCAACAUAUGCUUUUGAACUGCAAGUCUUACUCACCCAUUUACACAAACUUAUAUAAAAGAGGAUGCAACUCCACACAGAAAUGUUCCUGUUUCCCCAUAAACUCUAACCAGGAAACCUUUUGAUGUGAGGCAACAGGGCUAACCACCUUGCCAUCCAUUAAAUGUUGUCUUUAAGGGAAAUUUAAAUUGAUAUGUUUGACAACUGAGAGAUUUAAACAAAAUUGAAAAAUAUAAUUGGUAUCAAAUAUUUAGCUGCAAACCAAAAUUAUUUUCUGCAAUAGAUGGCAACCAAGCAUUGUUGUAUUACACAGGAAAAGAACUGUUAUUUCAUUCAGGAAGUUGUUUGGUAAAUUAUUAGCACACAAGAGGGCAGUAUAGAGAAAGGACCUGUAGAUGUGUUUACCUUGUCUCCAGGUAGAGACAGAGGUUUGAUUAUUGGAAGUGAAAUACCUUUGAGUGGCUGCAGUUUGCUAAAUGUUUGGUUACCACAGAGAUAGUUUUGGUGUGUACUUUUACUUUUUGUAAAUUAAGGGUUGUGUAAAUUUAUUUUGAUUUGACAUUUUUCCUAACAAGAUUGUGCUUAAAUAUUUGGUACAUUAGUACUAAAUAUUAAGAAUAUCAAAUUUGUUUGCUGAGAUGAGGAUUUAAAACUACUUCAUGUAUUUUUGC